CAUCGUAAUCAACAAACUUCUUCAACACAGAAAAAAAAACACAUACACACAACCAAUCUCCACCACCACCACCGGCAAGACCUCCCGCCGUCCCUCUCUUCCGGCUCACCCUUCUAUAGAUCAGAUUUUUCACAUUAACCCAUAAACAGAGAUCACCCACAAACAAAAACUCAGUAGCAAAUCAAAAUUCCUCAAUUUUUCGUCUGCUGUUUCUUCUUCUUCUUGUAUAUAUGUUUGUUUAAUCAAUUUGUUUCUACAAAGACAGAGAAAUAGAAAAAUUCUGAAAGUGGGUUUUUUUGUGUGUUAAAUGGGAAAUGUAACAUCAAACGUGGCAGCAAAAUUCGCCUUCUUCCCGCCAGACCCACCAACAUACGAUGUGUACAGGGAGGAGGACGGGAAGCUUGUGUUCCCUGGUGUCACCUCCGAUAAGAACAUGGAGGUGCAUUUGUUGGAGACCAAGGUAGGUAACAAGGUUGUCGCGACCUUCUGGAAACACCCAUUUGCGAGGUUCACGGUCUUGUACUCCCAUGGCAAUGCUGCUGACCUUGGUCAGAUGACCGAGCUCUUCAUCGAACUCAGGGCGCACCUUCGUGUAAAUAUCAUGAGCUACGAUUAUUCUGGAUAUGGAGCAUCUACCGGCAAGCCAUCCGAGUUCAACACCUAUCAUGACGUAGAGGCUGUGUACAAUUGUUUGAAGAGAGAUUAUGGAAUUAAGCAGGAGGAGUUGAUUUUGUAUGGCCAAUCUGUUGGAAGUGGACCAACACUGCACCUAGGCUCGCGUUUGCAGAAGUUGAGAGGUGUUGUUCUUCAUAGUGCCAUUCUUUCGGGCAUACGGGUCUUAUAUCCUGUAAAGAUGACAUUCUGGUUUGACAUUUUUAAAAACAUAGAUAAAAUCCGGCAUGUCAGCUGUCCAGUUCUGGUUAUACAUGGAACGAACGAUGACAUUGUAGAUUGGUCGCACGGAAAACGCUUGUGGGAACUAUCAAAGGAGAAGUAUGAUCCGUUAUGGGUGAAAGGUGGUGGACAUUGCAACCUGGAAACUUAUCCGGAGUACAUCAAGCACUUGAGAAAAUACAUAAAUGCAAUGGAGAAACUUUCCCUCACCAAUGCACCAACAAAACAACUCACUCCGAACCCGACUAUGGAAGCUAAACACAACAAGUGCUUGAGAUUUGGGAAAAGAUAGUUUGUCGACAAAAAACGAGUUAGCGAGUGUAAAGUUGCAGGUAGUUUAAUGUAAUGGCAAGUUGAGCAACCCCCAUCUCCCAAGAAACAGGUACAAAUGCUUGGUUUUUGAUUCAGAUCAUGUUUGGAUAAUCCCCAUUUUUGAAGUAGGAGUCAGCUGCAUCAAGUUCAUGAGGAAUGUGUUUUCCUGGUGUGGAAUUCUUAUGUAAUAUAUCAAAAAAGGUUGUAUAAUCAUUUCCAUAAAGAAAAAAAUAUGUACCUGGCUUUCUCUUGACUGAUUUUUCUUUUUAUUUUCAGUGUCUGUAUGUUUACAUGUGACCUGUAAUGUACAGAACCAGUCCAGUUUUUUU
Messenger RNA from Tripterygium wilfordii, 1535 nucleotides. Its product is annotated as alpha/beta hydrolase domain-containing protein 17B-like. The transcript has 5 exons. Lineage: Eukaryota; Viridiplantae; Streptophyta; Magnoliopsida; Celastrales; Celastraceae. The record is from RefSeq and is a predicted model, not a curated record. The coding region runs from base 308 to 1186 and encodes 292 amino acids.